CACGAGCAACAGGGUCUGUUUCGUGGUUCUCUCCUAUUGCAGCGAUUGCGUCUAUCAUUCUUUUUCUAACUGGCUAAGUCCAGUAUUUCUUUCGUUCGUAUACCACUGAACCUUGAAUCUUGCUUACUGAAAUACCUUAUCCACGUCACUCUUUUCCAUGUUCACAAGAAUGCGUCUCGCCAACACCGCCGCAGCGGCUCUGGUCGCGCUCCCGUACGCAUCGGCGCAACUCAACGAUCUCGCCAAGGCCGCUGGACUGAAGUACUUGGGCUCCGCAUUGGACAACUCGGAGUUGACUGAUACGGCUUACACGGCGAUCCUCUCGGAUGUGUCCGAAGUCGGGCAGAUCACUCCCGGCAACACGCAGAAGUGGCAGUACAUCGAGCCUUCCCAAGGGACGUUCGAUUUCACCAAGGGCGACGUAAUUGUGGAUUUCGCCGAGACCAACAGCCAGGUGAUGCGAUGCCACACUUUGGUAUGGUACAGCCAGCUGCCAUCAUGGGUCAGCUCCACCACCUGGACGGCAGCCGAAAUGACCUCCAUCAUUAACGUCCACAUCGCCAACGAAGUCGGGCACUACAAGGGCCAAUGUUACGCGUGGGACGUAGUCAACGAGGCGCUGGACGACUCUGCUGCCUUCCGCGAUAAUGUCUUCUACGAGGUGCUCGGCGAGGAGUACAUCACGCUGGCCUUCAAGGCGGCCGCCGAGGCCGACCCAGACGCCAAGCUCUACUACAAUGACUACAACAUCGAAUCCACGGGCGCUAAGCAGGAGGCUACCGUCAGCAUUAUCAAGAACAUCACCGCCGCUGGCGCGCGCGUGGAUGGCGUGGGCAUGCAGGGGCAUUUCAUCGUGGACUCCAUGCCCAGCGUCGAGAGCAUACAGGCGGCUAUGCAGAGUUACAUGGAUGCCGGAGUGACUGAAGUGGCCUUCACGGAGCUGGAUGUCAAAUUCUCGAGUGUGCCGGCAUCGGCUGAUGGGCUCGAGGAUCAGGCGGCGGCUUAUGCUACCGUUGUCGGUGCUUGCCUGGCCCAGAGCGGCUGUAUCGGUAUCACCCUCUGGGGUUUCAGCGACAAGUACUCGUGGGUCCCCACCACCUUCCCCGGCGAGGGCGAGGCGUGUCUGUAUGACGAUACUCUCUCCAAGAAGCCCGCGUGGACCGCGGUGAGCAGUGUGCUUGCCGCUGCUGCUACUGGCUCUGCUGGUUCUACCACUAGUGCUGCCCCUGCUUCAGAGACUUCCCUGCCCGCUGCCGCCAUCUCUGUCUCGGCUGCUUCCAGCCAGGCUUUAUCCAGCAGUGUUGCGGUCUCAAGCCAGCCCCCUGCGACUAUCUCUGCCGCUGCUGCUGUCACCAUGUCUUCCACUGAAGCUGCUGUGCCGACUACCACCAGCGCGCCAGCGAGCAUGGCGAGACCCAAGUGCUCCAAGACCCGAAAGGCGAAGCGUGCUAUUAGCCCGCUAUAAAUCUGAAGGGGCGAGGCAUUGGCACUUGUGAGAUAAACUCUUGCAUGGCUGGCUACGCUGAGUAGUAAUCGGAAUGGAAGACACAGUCUCGAAGAAUGCGUCCCGAGUAGAUACCUGGACGUUGCACCGUGGGCGUGUAUAUGGUUCCGUGUAUAUAGUUUG
Molecule: messenger RNA, 1627 nt
Organism: Pseudomassariella vexata
Lineage: Eukaryota; Fungi; Ascomycota; Sordariomycetes; Amphisphaeriales; Pseudomassariaceae
Product: glycoside hydrolase superfamily
Exons: 2
Coding region: 158-1465 (435 amino acids)
Biological process (GO): carbohydrate metabolic process
Molecular function (GO): hydrolase activity, hydrolyzing O-glycosyl compounds
Source: RefSeq, a predicted model, not a curated record